AUGCCGUACCCGGUGAAAAUGGUUCCCGAUAAUGAUCCGACUGGCACAAGAAAGCGAGAUGCGCAGCGGGCAAGGUGGAUCGAUCAGGUGGAAGAUGCCUUGUGGACCCUCCGUAAACUAUCUAUUAUCAAUUUCCUAUCUAACUAUCUAUCUAUUGAUACUUUCAUGUUUGAAGGCCACGAUACGACUACGUCAGCCAUUAGCUUUCUCACAGGAAUCCUAGCCAAGUAUCCUGAUGUUCAACAGAAAGUCUACGAUGAAGUGCGAUCCGUUAUUGGAGAUAACUCAAACGUUCCGGUCACUCUCUCAAUGUUGAACCAACUUAACUAUCUGGAUUUGGUUAUCAAGGAAACUCUAAGGCUUUACCCUUCAGUACCAAUCUUUGGGCGAGCCCUGUUGGAAAAUCAAGAAAUCAACGGCAUCACCUUCCCGGCUGGAUCGAAUCUAGUGAUCUUCCCAUACUUCAUGGGCCGCGAUCCAAACUACUUCGAAGAUCCUCUGGAGUUCAGACCGGAGCGAUUUGCUGUGGAGAAAUCCGCCGCGAAAAGCAACCCCUACCAAUAUGUUCCAUUUAGUGCUGGACCAAGAAACUGCAUAGGCCAAAAGUUUGCCGUGACCGAGAUCAAAAGCUUGAUCAGCAAACUGGUUCGGCACUAUGAGGUACUACCACCAAAGCAGGCCAAACCAGAAACAAUUAUCGCAGAGCUGGUGCUGCGUCCAGAACAUGGCAUUCCGGUGAGACUAAGAAAUCGAGUGAAAUGA
Messenger RNA from Armigeres subalbatus, 762 nucleotides. Its product is annotated as cytochrome P450 4d1-like. The record is from RefSeq and is a predicted model, not a curated record. Gene Ontology annotation, molecular function: oxidoreductase activity, acting on paired donors, with incorporation or reduction of molecular oxygen; heme binding; monooxygenase activity. Bases 1 to 762 code for a protein of 253 amino acids. NCBI's taxonomy places the organism in Eukaryota, Metazoa, Arthropoda, Insecta, Diptera, Culicidae. The transcript is spliced from 3 exons.